Molecule: messenger RNA, 2519 nt
Organism: Jaculus jaculus (lesser Egyptian jerboa)
Lineage: Eukaryota; Metazoa; Chordata; Mammalia; Rodentia; Dipodidae
Gene: Pif1
Product: PIF1 5'-to-3' DNA helicase
Exons: 13
Coding region: 19-1980 (653 amino acids)
Biological process (GO): telomere maintenance; DNA repair
Molecular function (GO): DNA helicase activity
Source: RefSeq, a predicted model, not a curated record
UGCCGGCCGGCUGAGACAAUGCUUACUCCUCCGAAAGCCAGCACAAGGACGGUGGCGAUGGCUUCUGGCACCGAGGCGGCCGCGGAGUGUGAGGACGCGGAGCUCCGGUGUCGAGUGGCCGUGGAGGAGCUGAGCCCAGGCGGACAGCCCCGGAAACGCCAAGCCCUGCGCACCGCGGAACUGAGCCUGGGGCGCAACGAGCGCCGCGAGCUGCUGCUGCGGCUGCAGGCGCCCGGGCCCGCGGGCCGGCCACGCUGCUUCCCGCUGCGCGCCGCGCGCCUCUUCACCCGCUUCGCCGGGGCCGGGCGCAGCACGCUGCGGCUCCCCGGCGACGGCGGCCCCCGGGCGGGCUCCGUGCAGCUGCUGCUCUCCGACUGUCCGCCAGACCGCCUGCGCCGCUUCCUGCGCACCCUGCGCUUGAAGUUGGCAGCUGCCCCGGGUCCGGGGCCCGCCUCGGCCCGCGCGCAGCUGCUCGGUCCCCGCCCCCGAGACUUUGUCACCAUCAGCCCAGUGCAGGCCGAGGAGCUGCGGCGGGCUGCGGCCGCCCGGGUUUCAGACGCCACGCUGGCCAAGAAGCCCAUGGAGACCCGGACGGGAGCCAAGCACAGUACAGAAACCCCAAAGUGGCCCCUGCCUGUGAAGAGGCUGAGCCUGCCCGCCACCAAGCCACAGCUUUCGGAGGAGCAGGCCGCUGUGCUGACAGUGGUGCUCAGAGGCCAGAGCGUCUUCCUCACCGGGAGCGCAGGCACAGGGAAGUCCUAUCUGCUGAAGCGUAUCCUGGGCUCACUACCCCCUACCGGCACGGUUGCCACAGCCAGCACUGGGGUGGCAGCCUGCCACAUUGGGGGCACCACCCUCCAUGCCUUUGCAGGGAUCGGCUCAGGCCAAGCCCCUCUGGCCCAGUGUGUGGCUCUGGCCCAGCGGCCAGGCGUGCGGCAAGGCUGGCUGAAUUGCCAACGGCUGGUCAUUGAUGAGAUCUCCAUGGUGGAGGCAGACUUGUUUGACAAGCUGGAAGCUGUGGCCAGAGCCGUCCGGCAGCAGAACAAGCCGUUUGGAGGGAUCCAGCUCAUUAUCUGUGGGGACUUUCUGCAGCUGCCACCGGUGACCAAGGGCUCUCGGCCUCCUCGAUUCUGUUUCCAGGCCAAGAGCUGGAGGAGGUGUGUGCCAGUGACCGUGGAGCUGACUGAGGUGUGGAGGCAGGCAGAUCAGUCCUUCAUCUCUCUGUUGCAGGCCGUGAGGCUGGGCAGAUGUUCAGACGAGGUAACCCGCCAGCUCCGAGCCACGGCUGCCCACAAAGUGGGGCGAGAUGGAAUUGAGGCCACGAGGCUCUGCACACACCAGGAUGACGUGGCCCUUACCAACGAGAAGCGACUGCGGGAGCUGCCAGGUGAGGUACACAGCUUUGAGGCGAUGGACAGCCACCCUGAGCUAGCCCGGACCCUGGAUGCCCAGUGUCCUGUUAGCCGACACCUUCAGCUGAAACUGGGUGCCCAGGUGAUGCUGGUGAAGAACUUGGCAGUGUCUCGGGGUUUGGUGAACGGCGCUCGAGGGGUAGUAGUUGGGUUCCAGGCCGAGGGGAGAGGGCUGCCCCAGGUGCGGUUCCUGUGUGGAGUCACUGAGGUCAUCCGCACUGACCGCUGGACAGUGCAGGUCACUGGAGGCCAGUUCGUCAGCCGGCAGCAGCUUCCCCUCCAGCUGGCCUGGGCGAUUUCCAUUCACAAAAGCCAGGGCAUGUCUCUGGAUUGUGUGGAAAUCUCUUUGGGCCGUGUGUUUGCCAGUGGUCAAGCUUAUGUGGCCCUCUCCCGGGCCCGUAGCCUACAGGGCCUACGUGUGGUGGACUUUGACCCCAUGGUGGUUUACUGUGACCCACGUGUACUACACUACUAUGCCACCCUGCGGCGGGGCAGAGGCUGCGGUCUGGAGGUCUCAGAUGAUGAUGCAGAGGUCUCAGACCAGGAGAACAUCGACCCAAACCUCUGACCUCAGCUGCAACAGGACAAGAGGAUGGACUAUCCAACUCCCAGCCCUAUCAUGGGCCAGGACCUCAGGGAAUACCCACCACAGGAGGGGCAAGUUCUCAGCUUCCUAGUAGGGCUAAAGGGAUAUUACUUCCCACCUGCUUACCAGCUGUGCCUCAGUUUCUGACAUUCCCUGGGUGAGCUGCUAUUAGGGUCAGAGCACAGAGGUUUCUGUGAGGACUAAACACAUAGCACCAAGUGCUGAGCUACCAGGACAGCAUCAUCCCCCAUUGGCAGCGUCCACCCUGUCUACUUUGUGUUGCUCUAAGACAAUACCUCAAGGCUGAGUACUUUAUACAGAAAAAGGGUUAUUUAGCUCGCAGUUGUGGAGGAUCAAGGGGAUGGCAUUGGCAUCUGCUCAGCUUUGAUGGCUUCAUGGAAGAUGGCAUCACUUGACAGGGCAUAUACCAAUGUUACCACACAGUGAGGAGGCAGGGGGAGGCCAGGCUCCCUCUGUUAUUUUUAUUUUUUGAGGUAGGGUCUCACUCUACCUCUGGCUAG